This is a messenger RNA of Auanema sp. JU1783, 1095 nucleotides long. NCBI's taxonomy places the organism in Eukaryota, Metazoa, Nematoda, Chromadorea, Rhabditida, Rhabditidae. The record is from the annotation of a GenBank genome assembly.
AUGCAACUCAAUUGGUUAAUACUCCUUUUUCUCAUAUUCAAUGUAACACAGCGAUCUUAUACAGCAUUUGAGCCAUUGUUCGGUCUAGUUCGAUUGUUCGGUCGAGCAGUCCCACCACCAACAGUUCGGCCAUCUAUUAUAAGAAGCUCCAAUUCAAAAUAUGUCGAUGGUGUUGUUUCAAGUUUACGCAAAGAUAUUGAUGCUGUGGAUCGGCAAGCCAUAUCAGCUUCCCGCAUUGAAGAUCAGUUCGACAAUGGUAUCAAUAUUGUAACAGAUACUGUCUAUCUAGUAGGAGUUCGGCAAAGGGCUUUGAAUAUUUCCAAAUUUUGCGGAGCACUAGCUGAUCGCCAAUACCGAGAUGUUCAAAUGGCUGUCAGAGAUGGAAUUCUCUAUCGUCCAACUGUUCCUUUGACUGGUAGUGUUGUCAACAUAAGUCUAGCUGUACCUCGAGCUUGGUUCCGGGAAAAUCCACGACAAAACAAUCAUAAAGAACUUCGUUUGCUAGUCUGUUAUGAAGGAGAAACACGACUUGUCCUAUUGCCAAUAACCAUACAUCCACCCGAAUUAGAAACAGACGGUCAACAUUUCGUCUUCACACAGAAAAGCUUCUAUGACUUUAUGACAAUACGUGAAAUUGCAUUGGUUUUGGAUGGCUCUUGGAACAACGGUUAUCUCUUGCCUCGUAACAUGAAGUCAACAAUACAAAUUAAUACACGAGAAGUUAAGAAAAGGCCAACUUAUUCAAAUAUUUGUAAUUCUACACAAGGAUUAGAUCAAACGUGCUGUCUGUGGCCAUUCAGCUCGAGAGUUCUGUUCGGUUCUUCUGAUCAAGUGAAUGAAGUAACGUUUCAUCGAUGUGUCGGACGAAUACCAAAUGAGGUUAAUUCAUUUCCAUUUCUAUCAGCUGAAAACUCAGAACUCUUACAACAUGGAGGAAUGUCGAGAAGAUUCUUGGUACGGAAAGACAAAGUUUGUCGUGAAAGUCGCUUUAAACCAAUAACUCUGACAGUAUCAGAGCCUUAUGGCAUAUACACGAAGAAAAAAACAGUCUCCACGGCAUUUUCACGUAACAUGAUCGGCUCGCUGUCACAAUGA